GCGUAGCUUGGUGGCGGCGCGGCUGGAACCCGCUGGAAGAGAUACAGGCUACUCCAGAGCAGCAGCAGCUGGUGGAGAAAUGGAGGUGCAAUCCUAUUAUGCCAAGCUCUUGGGGGAGUUGAAUGAACAGCGAAAGAGGGACUUUUUCUGUGACUGCAGCAUCAUUGUGGAAGGGCGGAUCUUCAAGGCCCACAGGAACAUUUUGUUUGCCAACAGCGGCUACUUCCGAGCCCUGCUCAUUCAUUAUAUCCAGGACAGCGGGCGGCACAGCACCGCCUCCUUAGACAUUGUCACCCCUGACGCCUUCUCUACCAUCUUAGAUUUCCUCUAUUCUGGCAAACUGGAUUUGUGUGGAGAGAACGUGAUUGAAGUUAUGUCGGCUGCCAGCUACCUACAGAUGAAUGAUGUGGUGAACUUCUGCAAGACAUACAUCAGGUCAUCCCUUGAUAUCUGCCGAAAGAUGGAGAAGGAGGCGGCUGUGGCGGCAGCAAUGGCGGCAGCGGCUGCGGCGGCAGCAGCGGCAGCUGCAGCAGCAGCUCAUCAGGUUGACAGUGGAAGCCCCAGUUCAGGCAGGGAAGGGACCUCCUGUGAUACCAAGAGCUUGUUCUCUGCAGCCAAGGGAGAAGAGAGCGUGGACUGUCCAAGAGAGUCCUCUUGCAGUGACUGCAGAGGCUGCCACCCCUUGGAACUGGUGGUGAAAGACAGCCAGGGCAGUGGCUUAGCUGACAGUGACCUCUCUACUCUGCCCAAACACAUAGAGCCCAAGGUGGAGUUGGAUGCUGACGAAGUUGAGGUAGAGGUUGGCGAGCAGCUGCAGCAGUAUGCUGCCCCACUGAGCCUGGCCCACAUGGAGGAGGGUUUGCCCAGUGGCCAGGCAGUGGACCUGGCUUACAGUAACUACCACGUGAAGCAAUUCCUGGAGGCCCUCUUGCGCAACAGUGCUGUCCAGAGCAAGGAUGAUGCGGACCAUCACUUUUCUCGGAGUUUGGAGGGAAGACCAGAUGGUGCAGGAGGAGCUAUGAGUUCCAUGAUGGAUGUCCAGACUGACUGGUAUGGAGAGGACUCAGGUGAUGUACUGGUGGUCCCCAUCAAGCUCCACAAGUGUCCUUUCUGCCCUUACACUGCCAAACAGAAGGGCAUCCUCAAGCGACACAUCCGCUCGCACACGGGUGAGCGCCCCUACCCCUGUGAGACCUGUGGCAAGAGGUUCACUCGGCAGGAGCACCUGCGCAGCCACGCCCUGAGUGUCCACAGAUCCAACCGCCCAAUCAUCUGUAAGGGCUGCAGGAGAACCUUCACGAGUCACCUGUCACAGGGGCUGCGGCGCUUUGGGCUGUGUGACAGCUGCACCUGUGUUACAGACACACAUGAUGACGAGGAUGAUUUGAUGCCCAUCAACCUUAGCCUGGUGGAGGCUUCGUCCGAAAGCCAAGAGAAGAGUGACACAGACAAUGACUGGCCAAUCUAUGUGGAGUCUGGUGAGGAAAACGACCCCGCUGGAGAUGAUUCUGACGACAGACCACAAAUUCGUUCCAACCGAACAGAUCAAGGGACACUCACGUAGCAGUAAAUUAGUGGGGAAGAGGGUUUAGAAUUUGUUAUUGCUCAUUCUGUGGUUGAAAGCCACCUUUUGUCCAAUUUUUGUGGAACUCUGAGAGGAACAUUUUUUUCACUGUUAAUGUAUUUAUUUACAUUUUUGUUGGACUGCAUGGCAGAGGUUGAAUGUUGUGAUUCGAAGGACUAUGACUUUUUCAGUGUGGUGCCUUUGGUUUCUGAGGGCUUCGCUGACCAUCCUUAAUUCUGAGGGCAUCAAGUCUGGCCCUCAGGCUUCCUGUUUUUCCUAUUGUGCAUCCAAACUCUGGUUAGGAGAAAAAUAAGAAAACCCCCAUGCUUGUUUUCAUAUUGUCUCAAUUUUCUGCAUUCCUUUGUUGUCAUCUCCCUGUCUCUGAAAAGGUAGGCAAGAAUGUAUUAAGUUGAGAUCAAUCUUACCUCUGCCAAGCCUCUCCUCAUGAAUUCCAUUUUUGAAUUUUCUGCUGAAGUAUUUAAGAGAAAGCUUUAUUGAUAGAAGGCAGGCAGGGCUGUCUGGCUACAUGAUUGUAAAAGGUACUUUCUGACUCUAAGGCUGCAAUUUUAAAAGCUGUGGGUAUUUAUGUUAGACAAGCAUGGAAAUAAGCUAAAAACUUCUUUAUGGUGCUCUGACUUGCCCAGUUGAAUUAAACUUUAAGUUAGCCCUGGAAAGGGAGCCCAGGAGCCCAGGUCUGGGUGGUUUUCCCAGAUCGGUUUGGUGUUUCACGAUUCUAUAUACACAAAUAACCUGUUUUGUGAUCAUCAAACAAGUCAUUUGGGAAAAAUUUAAAAGGCUCCCCUGCUUUUUCAAGCCAUGUCCAAAGACCACAGCUGUGUAACCUGGAAAUGGAGCUACCACUGACAUUCUUUUACUUAGUUUAUGAAUACAACUUUAAUUGGAGGGAAAGAGUAAGCCUAUAUAAACAAGUUAUAUUUCUAAAUUGUUUAGCUUUUGAAAGAUCCUCUAGAAGGGAAGAGGUUAGUAGAAGAACAGGUUUUUAAAACCAGUCUGCUUUCAUCCACUUUGCAGGCACACAAUUAUUUCUAACAAAAAGCUAUACUUCUUUAAAGGGCUAACAAGCAGGAAAUAUUAGGGAUUAAUAACAUUUAAGAUACUUGCAUAAUUUUGUCCUAUGUUAAGGUAUCCAAAAUGGAUUUUAAAAGAAAUCCCUUUUUCUUCCUUUAAUUUUAGUAUAGUUAUGUUUCAAAAGGUAGUCAAAUCACUUUUCUUUCUGCCUCUUGAACAAAAAAGAUCAUCAAAAGCAUCAUAAAUUGUCUUGUAAAUGUUAGUCAUUGAAGAGUUCAAACGUGUUUAAACUGUACUUCUCAAUAAAGUUGAACUCUAGCUAGUACUACUCAAACUGUGGCCCACAGACAGGGGCUGGUCUAUGAAUUGUUUGAUACCAAUCCACACAGUAGGACCACAUAUUGGUCUGCUGUAGAUUGGAAAUGUAAAAAGUGGUCUUUUACCACAGGCAGUUUGAAAAUUACUGUUCUAGAUCAAGAGUUACAAAUUGAAAAUUAUCAAAGACCAGAAACACUUUUCUUAACCUGAAAUGAAAUAUUAGCUGUUGUUUUAACAGAGGGAUCUUAGCAAAAGGGAAUCCUAAAUGGACGUGUAGAAGAUAUACUUAGCAAAGACUUAUGUUUGAUAUUUUUGUUUCCUCUGUUGAAAGUAUUUUUGAUGUUUUAAUAUAAUUUUUCUACCUCAAAGUUUAACUUCUCUGCCUACUUUCUCUAGUAGAGCAAGGAUCCUCUUCAGGGACCCCAUGACGUAUUCAUAACACUGAGUGCAAUAUAAAAAAGUUUUACACUAGAGACUUCAUUGUAAGACAGUGAUUCUCAAUUGGGGGUGAUUUUGCUCCCCAGGAGAGAUUUGGCAAUGUCUGGGGACAUUCUCAAUUGCUAGAGCUUGGGGCAGGGUGCUGCUAGCAUCUGGUGGGUAGAGGCAAGGGAUGCUGCUAAACAUCCUAUGAUUCAUAGGAUGGCCUCUUACAAACAAAGAAUUAUCUACUCCAUAAUGUUAAGAGUUCAAGGUUGAGCAACCCUGCUAAAAAGUAAGAUCUUAAAAUUGACCUUUAAUGAGUGAACUGAAUUUCAGUUAUUUAGGUUACCUUUUAUCUUCUUAAUAUUUAAUAGGCUCUUAUGCUCUCACAAGUUUUAUACAAUAGUAGAUUAGUAAGAUGGGGAGCAGAAGCCAAAUUAUUCACAACUUGCCCAAAAUGUGAUUAGGUUUGUGAUAUGGAAACUUAGAAAUUCUGACUCUGAUUCAUACCCUUAGAACCACUACUAGGCUUUGAUCAUUUUAUUAAAUUUUGAAGUAGGAGAAUCAUUGGGAGGUAAAUGGAACAGGAAGCUUAAUAUUUAUUUAAAUGAUUCUCUUUUUUGCAUAAUGUCUCAGAUGGUUGCAUUCCUGGUUGGCUGUUUGGAGUUUGUGUGUUGGCAUUUGCAAUAACUAGAUCGUUGAAUUCUAUCACUUUUAAAGGAGAUCUUUGUCUGGACUAUCAGGUCAUAACUGCCCUGUUUUAAAUUUAUGUUCACAUUUGGUGGCCAGUAUUUAUAAUUUGCACGGUGUCUUUGAGGCUUAAUUUGUGGAGUUGGUGAUAUUUUUAUAAUAAGUAAAUUUAAAGUUGGGUCCAACACAGACCGUUAGUGAUUUAGAUUAUAGUCUAACAUCUUUCUGGCACAUUCAGUCCAAGUUCACAAAGAGAUACUUUUAUCUUAGAUAUAUUGCAUGAAUGGGAACAAGAUUCUUACUUUGAAUGGAACUUUAAAAUGGCACCCUUGGGAAGUUGUUUCUCUUUGGGGAAAGGGACAGGCUUUCACAGCAAGGGUGAGGGAGGAAUGUAAAUAAGGCCUGUAAUUGUAAUAAAUUAAGAAAUGGCAUAGAGCAUUGUGACUUCUGGCCCUCUGGCGGAAAGAUGCCUUUCUGAUGUAAAUAUUUUGGUGGCCAUUAGACUUUCAAUAUUCCUGAAGAAAGUGACCAACCAACGAUUCCUGAAGAAAGUGGUCUGCAGAAUGUUGUAGAAUUGAGUAUUUUGGUGGUUCGGAAUACUGUGAUGGUUUUUGGUCAUUGUUGUUGUUGUUGAUUGAUGUGAUAAACCCCACAGAAAGAAAGGCAAUAAGCAGGGCUACAUGUACCGAUUCUGAGGCAGUGGGGAAGGAUGAGGUAGCCUUUGGUCAACUGAAUUCAGACUGUUUCAUUUGGACUUCUAGGUUUUUCUUGUGUGCCCCUUGUGCAUUGACAAUAGAAUUAUCUCUGUGAGGUCUAGUGUAAAGGGAUAGGGAGGGACAAAGUGUUGGGUGGGUGAGAAAUUCCUAUUACACUCUGCUUUGAGCAUUACUGCUGUCCUUCCUGUUGUCAAUGGUCUCUCAUAGCUUGCCCUGUGCUUUCACGUGGUCACACUAUUUUCUAACCCCAAAAAAGGGAGCACUUUAUUCAGUUGCUUAUGAUGAGCAAUGUUUUCAUUGAUUUUUGUUUAGUACUUCCAGAAGAUCAAUUAUUACUGUGUUCCUCAAAUCUUUCAUUAUAGUGCUGAAAAUCUGAAUUAUUUUCAUCCACUAAUACUUCUGUAUAUAUAAACAAGUUUUUGUUUGGCAGGAAUAGUUUGGUUGGUUUCUAACAUGUCCUAGUUUGAAAAGGUGACACUAACUCACAUCAAAUGAUAUGGAACCUUUAUAACUUAAGGAGGACAUUUAGCAUCUGUUCUGACCCUCCAGGUAGAUAAUUUUACUACUGCCAAUUCUUCAUUGACAACUGUGGUCUUGGAGACCAAUUUUUAUAUCCAUCAUUGGAUUCUUGGACAAGGAGACAGACCCACAUCAGGCAAGUGUGAGAGCUAUCCUGUCUUAAAAGCCUCUUGUCGGGCCAGCCAAGUGGCUCAGUUGGUUAAGAGCUUAAGAGUGCAAGCUCUGAGCAACAGGGUCGCC
This is a messenger RNA of Hipposideros armiger (great roundleaf bat), 5496 nucleotides long. It is a transcript of the gene ZBTB8B, whose product is annotated as zinc finger and BTB domain containing 8B. The transcript is spliced from 4 exons. Gene Ontology annotation, biological process: regulation of transcription by RNA polymerase II. Gene Ontology annotation, molecular function: DNA-binding transcription factor activity, RNA polymerase II-specific; RNA polymerase II cis-regulatory region sequence-specific DNA binding; protein binding. The record is from RefSeq and is a predicted model, not a curated record. NCBI's taxonomy places the organism in Eukaryota, Metazoa, Chordata, Mammalia, Chiroptera, Hipposideridae. The coding region runs from base 80 to 1564 and encodes 494 amino acids.